Molecule: messenger RNA, 663 nt
Organism: Plenodomus lingam JN3
Lineage: Eukaryota; Fungi; Ascomycota; Dothideomycetes; Pleosporales; Leptosphaeriaceae
Biological process (GO): endoplasmic reticulum to Golgi vesicle-mediated transport; Golgi organization; intracellular protein transport
Cellular component (GO): endoplasmic reticulum; COPII-coated ER to Golgi transport vesicle; Golgi apparatus
Source: RefSeq, a predicted model, not a curated record
AUGUGGAAACCCACUGUACUGCUUGCCGCUGCGCUGGCCGUGCCCGCCCAUGCCUUGCACUUCUUCAUGGAUGGCCCGGUCCAAAAGUGCUUCUACGAGGAAUUGCCCAAGGACACAUUGGUAGUUGGCCACUACCACGCCGAAGCCUGGGACGACGCAACCAAAACCUACCAGACCAAAGCCAGCGACAACGUCUUCGUCACGGUGGAAGAAACCUUUGACAACAACCACCGCAUCGUCGCCCAGCGUGGCUCCGCAAAGGGCAAGUUCACCUUCAGCGCCGCAGACGGCGGCCAGCACCGCAUCUGCGUGACGCCGCAGAAUGUGCCCAGCGGCGGGGGCUGGCUGAGCAGCGGUGUACACGGCACCGUUCGUUUUACGCUGGACAUGGCGAUUGGCGAGACGAGUCGCAUCCAGAGCGCGGACAAGGACAAGGUGGAGACGUUGGUGGAGAAGGUCAAGGACUUGAACUCGCGGUUGCAGGAUAUCAGGAGAGAGCAGGUGUUUCAGCGGGAACGUGAAGCGGAAUUCCGCGACCAGUCUGAACACACCAACUCUCGCGUCGUGCGCUGGACCAUGAUUCAACUCGUUAUUCUGGGUGUGACUUGCGCGUGGCAGCUAUCGCACUUGCGCGCCUUCUUCAUCAAGCAGAAGCUCACUUGA